AUGCCUCUGUCGAUGGUAAAAGCACCGGCAACCGGUGGUGAAGAUACCGGUAAGGAUCGCUUGCUCGACCCGUUAUCUCCGGUGGAAUCGCGAAGCGAAUCACCACCACCGAUAUCACCAAGCCACAGUCCGGCCCCAGUAGCGACAGCGCAACAAACCACAGCUACCGGCUUUCCAUUGGCCGUUGCCAACUUCUCCGUGAUAAACUAUGUGGGUAAAAUUCAAAAGCAAUCAUCAUACAAAGCAUCCGCGCGUUGCCGAACACCUUACGAACGGUGUAGUCUGAGGUCUGGAGGACCACCACCGUCAAGUCGCAUCGUAGAACCCCAGAUGGACGACACAACCAGCUCGUCAACCUUCUCCUCGAUGGAGUUCGGUUGCAACAGUAGCAGCAGUAUCAGCAACAACAGUACGGGCAUUGGCUGUGACACCAGUCCCGAAUCUAGUGAUCAGCAGGAUAGUAUCGACACGGAAGACGGAAGCAUAUCCGGCCCACGAUUACGCAGCCGUCGAUCGAUGAGUGUCUCCUCUAGCGGUUGUUCCAGCUCAAUGGAUGAUCGAAACUUUGAUUUCUCGCCCCUCGGAAGCAUCAUUAGCUGUCGGUGUAACUCGUACAGCAUGUCCGACUUUGAUGACGAUGGGUUCCGCGAGGAUAGUAGCGUGUCGUCCGCGUACGCCGUGCUGUCUGGGUCGCGAUCGUAUCAACCGCAUCACCCGCUGCAUCACCAUCACCAGAACGUACCUCACCAUCCGAACAAUCACAAGGGAUUGUUCGAUAUAGCACUGAAAACGGUGAAGCUGAUCCGGCGCAACCAAGAGCUACAGCACCGGUUGGCCCAGCUGCAGGAAGAAACGAACGCAUUCAUCGACUCGGUGAUGGCUAAUCCGGAAAACGAGUCGCUACGUUCGCAUUUCUACAGUACACAGAACAAACGUCUACCGGCAACGGUCCCGGUGACGGUGCAGAAGUGA
Molecule: messenger RNA, 972 nt
Organism: Anopheles maculipalpis
Lineage: Eukaryota; Metazoa; Arthropoda; Insecta; Diptera; Culicidae
Gene: Cipc
Exons: 3
Coding region: 1-972 (323 amino acids)
Source: RefSeq, a predicted model, not a curated record